Messenger RNA from Menidia menidia (Atlantic silverside), 1217 nucleotides. Lineage: Eukaryota; Metazoa; Chordata; Actinopteri; Atheriniformes; Atherinopsidae. The record is from the annotation of a GenBank genome assembly.
AUAUUUAUAAAGUCACUUUGUCACCGUGAAAGCAUUCUGCAGUUGAUCUGGUCACAUGAGAAACUGGGAGUUUCCUUUUUGACAUCGGCCAUUGCAGACAGAUAAAGCAUGUUGUGCCAUCGACGCAGAGUCUGCUUCCAGUGGUGACGAUCUGCUGCCCUAACAUGAAGCUCUCGGCUGCAAUCAUCCUUCUUCUCUUCUCUGUGUCUGUCUUCUCUCAAAUUUCUGUUGAACUCAACUAUUUCGUGGGCUGCUUUUUGAACAGCACUGCUGCCAUUCAAUUUGAGUUUAAUGGGGAGCUGAUGUCAUAUGUUGAUUUCCAAAGAAAGGAGGUUGUGUACACUGUACCCUCUUUUAUUGAUCCUGAUCCAGCGCAAGUUUUGCUGGGUCUGAGUAUCCUAAGAGAUGCUUUUCAGAACAGUGAAUUCUGUGCACUACUGAUAACUAUGGCUAAAGUGGAAAAGGAAAUUCCAGCUGAAGAAAAAGAACCUCCAGAGUGCAUGAUCUUCCCCACAAGAGAAGUAGAACCAGGUGUAGAGAACAGCCUUAUCUGCUUUGUAGAUAAUUUUUUCCCACCUUACAUCAAAGUCAACUGGACAAAAAAUGGCCAACCGGUGUAUGAGGGGGUGUCACUAAGUCGAUAUAUCUCCAACAAAGACCAAACCUUUAGGCAGUUAUCUACCUUGACAUUCCAACCAAGUGAAGGGGACAUUUACAGCUGCUCUGUGGAGCAUUCAGCCUUGGAGAUGCCCACCACACGGAUCUGGGAAGUUGAAUUCAUCGAGACAGAUGAAAGUCUUGGACCAGAUAUUUUCUGUGGAGUGGGUCUGGCCCUGGGUUUGCUAGGAAUUUCUAUUGGAACAUUUUUCAUUGUUAAGGGACAUCAUGCACAGUAAUGUCACUGUUGUUAAAAGUAAUAAAUAUCUUACGGGAGGUUUUGGAUUGCACCAUUUAUCUGAAUUUAAAUGCAUGCAUGAAGCCCAUGCAUAAGUGUUUUCAACCUGUGCUGCAAACUGGAAUCAACUUUUUGGGUUUCUUUAAGAACAAAUAUGUACAGAUUUUCUGCUUACGGUUUAUUUUGAUGUGAAAUAAAAUGAAAGAAAUCCACCAUGUCUUUUUAACAAUGUCUGUGAUUUAAUAAAAACAUUUCCACAAAAAAUUCUGUAUGUUUGGCUCUAUCUUUUUUUAAUAAUCUGACAAUUCUUAUGGAUGUUGCA